AUGACCAAAUCUGUUCGUAGACAGCAACAAAAAGAGAAAGCUAGACGACACCUUGAGGAUGGUACACGCAUAGUAUCCGCGACACCCUCAAUAGACGGAUCAGAUGUGACGGUAUUAACCAAAGAAACGGAGAAAGAAAUGGUAGAGAUUAUCAAGCAUACUCAUCAUGCCGGCUCAGCAAAUUGUGUCAAAGUCAAAGUAUUCGGUCAAAUCGGAGCGCACUGCUUUCCCUACCACACAACCUGGUGUCCCAACUGCGAUACCGCUUCUAUCAAGGCUGAAUUAACCACCAUGCUGAAUCAUAAUUCCAACUUUCUAACCAGAUUUGGCAAAUUUAAUCUUGAGACCCUGAUGAUGCAUAAGCGUUCGAUCGAUACGUACGAUGUGGCUCUGAAUUCGGAUAUUGAAAAGAUCAAGGAGUUGAUUCCGGCAAUGAUCCAAUGCGGCGGAAACAUUCGCUUGAAAACUACUUUUGUUGCUGAAGAGUGGGCUACUUGGGCAUUCUUGGGACUGGCCAGCGCGUUAGGCACCGCUUUGUGUGUCCUACUGACUGAACUGUCACCAUCAAAUCUUCUUCUUUUCCUCUUUGGGAUCAUCGUCGCAAGAGUGUUUUGA
Molecule: messenger RNA, 615 nt
Organism: Morchella sextelata
Lineage: Eukaryota; Fungi; Ascomycota; Pezizomycetes; Pezizales; Morchellaceae
Exons: 3
Coding region: 1-615 (204 amino acids)
Source: RefSeq, a predicted model, not a curated record